This is a messenger RNA of Saccostrea cuccullata (small rock oyster), 3831 nucleotides long. RefSeq names its product beta-1,3-galactosyltransferase 1-like. Gene Ontology annotation, cellular component: Golgi membrane. Lineage: Eukaryota; Metazoa; Mollusca; Bivalvia; Ostreida; Ostreidae. Gene Ontology annotation, molecular function: hexosyltransferase activity. The transcript has a single exon. The annotation marks the transcript as partial. The record is from RefSeq and is a predicted model, not a curated record.
AUGUUUCCAUCCAUUAAUUCCUUUGUAAGGAGGCUGAAAACCAGAUAUUGCCAUGUCCGGGAAGUGAAGAUUUCAACAUUAUGGAAACUGACAGGCUUGUUUGUUGUGACGUCACUCUUCUUCAUGCAAAAAUCCAUCAAUUCAAAUCCCAAACAAAUUGUGUUCACGUGGUCAAACAACGACAUAAAAAAGGCCUUACUCAAAGAAAAGUUUAAAGAAACACUAUCGCCGCUGGAGCCCUGCGAGAAUGACGGGGAGUCUGUUUUUAUGUUGGUUAUGGUUAACAGCGAAGUCUCUAAUUUCAAACACCGUAAUGCAAUACGAGAAUCAUGGGGUUCUGUGGCAAAAGUAGACAAGAGUGUUCGAUUGAUAUUCGUGAUAGGAAAAACUCAAGAUCCGGUUGUUCGGGAAAGUAUUAAUCUUGAGAAAGCCGUCUUCAACGACAUCUUAGACACAAACGUAACGGAGGCUUAUGAUAAAUUGACUUAUAAAUCUAUAGCAAUUUUAAAAUGGGCACAUACCCACUGUAGCAAAACGAAAUACCUUAUAAAGGUUGACGAUGAUAUAUUUUUUAAUAUACGUAGACUUAUGUUAGAACUUGAAAAAUGGGAUCCCAAAAAUUCUGUUAUUGGAUGUGAAGAGAGCAAAAAUGCCCCUGUGAGAUUCUUUUUAUUCAAAUGGCACGUGACUAGAGAGCAGUACAGUGCUGACACCUACCCUGUAUAUAUAACAGGGCCCGCCUAUCUCAUCACUGGGGACAUCAUAUCCAAACUUUACCGUGCUUCAUUUGAUGUUCCAUAUUUUUUCAUUGAGGAUAUUUUCGUAGCAGGACUUUGCAGGGAAAAAAUUGGAGCGAAAGUUGUUGGACAUAAAGAGUUUUCCUGUAGUUAUCGAGACCGGGGACCCUGUGGGGUAUCCUUCCGGGAUUUCAUUGUCGGCCAUCAUUACUACCCAGAGGAAAUGGUCCGGAUGUGGCAUGAAUUAAACAAUCCGUCAGCCCAGUGUCGGCUUGUAGAUUAUUACUGGAUAGCAACUAUAAUUGAUAUAUUGAAAGGAUUGAUGCCAUUUUAACGUAGGCCUAUAUACUCGGAAAAGGUCACGUUGCAUUUCCAAAUUAUCAAUUUUGAUUACCUGAAGAAUUUUGUUUUUAUCUUUGCACUUUAAAUGGAUGCUGAUUACCUCUUAUUUUACCCAAAUUAUCGAAACUUUCUUUUUUAAAUUUAGCAAUUGUUUGUUAUGCAUUUGUAUAGUUACUUCCUUAUAGAAAAAAUGAAAUGCACCCCUUUGCACAUUAUUCUCCCUAAGAAGCAUAGAGUCAGUAAAUUUUUAACAGUUUAUAUAUACUAGUAUACUGCACAGGUUAACUGAGUCUGUGAUAUCAUUUUGUAUGUAUAAUAAGAUUUUCCGGAAAGUGGUUGGAGUUUCUCUGUGGCUUUUGUCAUUGAAUGCAUUUUUUCUGUUGUUUCCCUUCUCAACGUUCUGAACAAGGUUGAAAUACUCGGUUUACUCAUCAAGUUAUAAUAUUUUAGUUAAAAUAUUUCAGAUAGUGACAAAUUUUGAACACUAUAAAAUACCUGCACUUGUUUUCACAAUUCUCUGAAGCUGUUGGACACGGAUGUAGCUCAAUGUCUAUGGGAUUUUAUUUUGUUUUUAUGAUGUUAGAGUUACACUGUGAAGGAAGGGAUGUGAACAGUUUUAGGUGGCGCUGUUUGCCGAAUGGUAUACAUGUAUAGUUCUGCUUACAGCAUGCAAAUCAAGGAUUAGAUGUUUGAAUCUUGUCAAACCGAGAAAUUUCAAAAUUUUAAAUGUAUUUCAGUUCGUUACUUUCGUCUUUUUGAUACGCAAGAGCAUGCUUUACAUAGUGAUACGGAAAUUUCUAUUGCAUGUAACUUACAAAUACGUUGAUGUACAAGGGCUCACAAUCUCCGAAUCUCGAUAGCCGAACUGUACACCUUCGUCCGUUUGCUCUGUGAUAUUUAAGUAGAUUUGGAGAAUAUAUUCUCAUACCAAAAGUUCUAGGGGAUUGGGUUUAAUAUUCAUAUGAUAAUUAUGGAUUUUCGCAUUUACAAAUUUAAAGCAUUACAUGUAUUUGAUUUCCGGUGAGAUUCUGGCAAAUUGAUUCCCCUAGCGACAGGAAUAAGAAAAGCAGUAAAGGGACUUAACUCUUUAACUCUGCUACCUCAUUAAUGCACCCUUAAAGCAUCUUUCUUUUUUUAUUUAUUUUCAAAAAUUGAAGUAGAUGGAACAUGUUAUGAUACGCAAUCAAUUUAUCUGUGGUGUUGAUUUUUUAUGUAGAAUAUCAUAGUCAAUAUUGCAUUGUAUACGCUCUUAUUGAGCAGUUCACGUACUAACAUGAUUCGGCAAUGAUAUUUUACACAGUUUAAUUAACCCCUUCCCAUCCACGAUCUUUUUUAAAAGCACCCAAACAGGAAAAAUAAUAUAUUGGAAUAAAUGUUUGUCAUCGGUCACAAAUUCAUUUGCAGACCUUAAUUCUUGAAUCAUUAUUGGGAUUUGAUUGCUGCUGUCCUUGACCUGAAGGUGUGUCAUUCUCUUGACUCAGGGUCAAAGGUCACUGGAAAAUGUAUGUUGUCCCCCCGCUUUCACUGAAAGUCAAUCUGUCCGCCCGUCUGUCUCUCUGUAACACUUUCAUUUCCGCAAGAUAUCUCAAAAAGCCUUUGAGCGUUUGCAGUGAAAUUUUACAUAACAAUUCCCCAUAGCCUAAAAAAGACCCCUACAGAGUUUGAGGUCAAAGGUCAACGUCAUAAUUUUUUAACACUUUCGUUUCCGAGCGAUAUCUCUGUAAGCCUUUGAGCUUUUGCAAUGAAAUUUAAUAUCACAACUCCUCAUGGCCUAAGAAAGACAUCUGUUGAUUUUGAGGUCAAAAGUCAAGGUCAUAAAUUCAUACAUUCUGUGUGUGCGUAAAACUUUCAUUUACGAGUGAUAUCUCAAGAAUCGUUUGAGCUUUUGCAAUUAUUAUUAUUUUUUUUUUACAACUUAUGACCUCGCCCGUUCCUCGUCGUGCCCCCCCCCCCCCCCCCCCCCCCGACUCAGUGCAUGCUCUUCUAUUUCCAUAAGCAGAGGACACAUUUUCUCUGAAUUAGCUUGUUGAAGUUGUAAUUCAAAUAUCUUGAUAAAACAAUUAUCAAUGAAAUGGGUGUAGAUUCAUUUUCUCCUGUUUUGAUCUCCAAAAAUAUAUAUAGGCAUCUCAUCUAAAUGUGGAGAAAUCAUAAGCUUGGCCAUAUUUUUUAAUUGAUCUCGGGUAGAGAAAUAACGUAGUAUUACUGUCAGGCGUCAGUUAAUUAUAAUUAUGUUGCUUGAUGCUGACAUUAGAUAGACAACGACCAAACUCACAUGUUCACCUGUGUAGGGCAGAGAGACAAUAAGCUUUACCAAAAAAAGUGUGUAUGUUUAACAAGUAUUUCAUAUUGUAUGUUUGUCUGUGAGUGCACACCAAGUCAAUAAUAUUGUUAGAUUGACUGUAAAUUAUUAACUUGUACAUACCAUAUUUUGUAAGUUUGUAUGUUUUUGCAAUAUUUUUGUAAGUUGGAUUUGUUGUUAGUUUUUGUUUAAGUGAAGGUUAAUAAUAUUGUACUUUUGUGUUCAUUGAAAUACUAAAAUAAGUUACAUAUGCUAUAAAUUUGUGUGUGAGUGUAUGUGCGCAAAACUUUUAAGUUAUUAUGUUGUAAGCUUAUGAAUGUGUAAUGUUAGUUAUAUAUUGUCUGUCUGUUUGUACGUUAUGGUGUUCAAAGGUUGGUCUUUUUGCAAUACGGAGAGUUGAUACUUAGAAAGAAAAUAAGCAUUUACCCUGUAUCAUGGCCAGAUGAACCAGUC